Glycine soja is the source of this 1340-nucleotide messenger RNA. Its product is annotated as cellulose synthase A catalytic subunit 1 [UDP-forming]-like. The record is from RefSeq and is a predicted model, not a curated record. The coding region runs from base 81 to 1055 and encodes 324 amino acids. Gene Ontology annotation, biological process: red or far-red light signaling pathway; response to far red light; response to red light. Gene Ontology annotation, cellular component: nucleus. The transcript is spliced from 7 exons. Gene Ontology annotation, molecular function: DNA-binding transcription factor activity, RNA polymerase II-specific. Lineage: Eukaryota; Viridiplantae; Streptophyta; Magnoliopsida; Fabales; Fabaceae.
AGCGGGAACAACAACAACUAAAGUAAGAAAGAGAGAGAGAGAGAGAAGUGUGAAGUUGGUGAAGGUUUUUGAGAAGAAAGAUGGAACGAAGUGGCGGAAUGGUAACUGGGUCGCAUGAAAGGAACGAACUUGUUAGAGUUAGACACGGCUCUGAUAGUAGGUCUAAACCCUUGAAGAAUUUGAAUGGUCAGAGUUGUCAAAUAUGUGGUGAUACCAUUGGAUUAAUGGCUACUGGUGAUGUCUUUGUCGCUUGUCAUGAGUGUGGCUUCCCACUUUGUCAUUCUUGUUACGAGUAUGAGCUGAAACAUAUGAGCCAGUCUUGUCCCCAGUGCAAGACUGCAUUCACAAGUCACCAAGAGGGUGCUGAAGUGGAGGGAGAUGAUGAUGAUGAAGACGAUGCUGAUGAUCUAGAUAAUGAGAUCAACUAUGGCCAAGGAAACAGUUCCAAGGCGGGGAUGCUAUGGGAAGAAGAUGCUGACCUCUCUUCAUCUUCUGGACAUGAUUCUCAAAUACCAAACCCCCAUCUAGCAAACGGGCAACCGAUGUCUGGUGAGUUUCCAUGUGCUACUUCUGAUGCUCAAUCUAUGCAAACUACAUCUAUAGGUCAAUCCGAAAAGGUUCACUCACUUUCAUAUGCUGAUCCAAAGCAACCAGGUCCUGAGAGUGAUGAAGAGAUAAGAAGAGUGCCAGAGAUUGGAGGUGAAAGUGCCGGAACUUCGGCCUCUCAGCCAGAUGCCGGUUCAAAUGCUGGUACAGAGCGUGUUCAGGGGACAGGGGAGGGUCAGAAGAAGAGAGGGAGAAGCCCAGCUGAUAAAGAAAGCAAACGGCUAAAGAGGCUACUGAGGAACCGAGUUUCAGCUCAGCAAGCAAGGGAGAGGAAGAAGGCAUACUUGAUUGAUUUGGAAACAAGAGUUAAAGACUUAGAGAAGAAGAACUCAGAGCUCAAAGAAAGACUUUCCACUUUGCAGAAUGAGAACCAAAUGCUUAGACAAAUAUUGAAGAACACAACAGCAAGCAGGAGAGGGAGCAAUAAUGGUACCAAUAAUGCUGAGUGAACAUAAUGUCAAAAGAUGGCAGAGAAAACUUAUAGAUGGAAUAGAUUUAGAAAGAGAGAAUACAUUAGCCAGAAAGAGAAAAAAAAAAUUGAUCAUUAGUUGAUGAUUCUUUCUAGGUGUGCGUUUGGAAUACAAUGAAGUAAAGGAUGAACCUUAAGACAUGCUUUAUCCUAAAAUAGUGUGAUCUGAUAUUCCAUGGUUAAUGAGUAAUGUAAUUAUCAUACAAACAAUUUGUAGUCUCAUUUUAAUUAAUAAUUAUUAAACUACUUGAUUACUUAUGGUUAA